This is a messenger RNA of Bubalus bubalis (water buffalo), 1224 nucleotides long. RefSeq names its product forkhead box A3 (gene FOXA3). The coding region runs from base 169 to 1224 and encodes 351 amino acids. Lineage: Eukaryota; Metazoa; Chordata; Mammalia; Artiodactyla; Bovidae. The record is from RefSeq and is a predicted model, not a curated record. The transcript is spliced from 2 exons. Gene Ontology annotation, biological process: cell differentiation; anatomical structure morphogenesis; regulation of transcription by RNA polymerase II. Gene Ontology annotation, molecular function: RNA polymerase II cis-regulatory region sequence-specific DNA binding; DNA-binding transcription factor activity, RNA polymerase II-specific; transcription factor binding.
CCCGGCUAUAAAGCGUGGCCGCCUCCCGCGGCGCCCGGGACGACUGGGACCCUGGGCGGUCGGACGGACGGGCGCGGGUCGGAACUCGGGCAGUGCCGGCCGAGAGAUCCGAAACUCUCGGUUCUCCCCGGGCCGGAGAGGGGGUGGGUGGGGGCGCAGGCCCGGGGGAUGCUGGGCUCGGUGAAGAUGGAGGCCCACGACCUGGCCGAGUGGAGCUACUACCCGGAGGCGGGCGAGGUCUAUUCUCCAGUGACCCCAGUACCCACCAUGGCCCCCCUCAACUCCUACAUGACCCUGAACCCGCUGAGCUCUCCCUACCCCCCAGGGGGGCUGCCUGCCUCUCCGCUGCCCACUGGACCCCUGGCGCCCCCAGCCCCCACAGCGCCCCUGGCGCCCACCUUCCCAGGCCUGGGUGCCAGCACUGGUGGAGGUAGCAGCUCAGGGUACGGGGGCCCGGGCCCGGGGCUGGUCCACGGGAAGGAGAUGCCGAAAGGGUACCGGCGGCCCCUGGCCCACGCCAAGCCGCCCUACUCCUACAUCUCGCUCAUCACCAUGGCCAUCCAGCAGGCGCCGGGCAAGAUGCUUACCCUGAGCGAGAUCUACCAGUGGAUCAUGGACCUCUUCCCGUACUAUCGCGAGAACCAGCAGCGCUGGCAGAACUCCAUCCGCCACUCGCUGUCUUUCAACGACUGCUUCGUCAAGGUGGCGCGCUCCCCGGACAAGCCGGGCAAGGGUUCCUACUGGGCUCUGCACCCCAGCUCAGGUAACAUGUUUGAGAACGGCUGCUACCUACGCCGCCAGAAGCGCUUCAAGCUGGAGGAGAAGGUGAAGAAAGGGGGCGGCGGGAGCUCGGCCUCCAGGAACAGUGCGGGGUCGGCCUCCGCGGCUGCCGCCCCUGCCGCCACUGUGGCCUCCACGCCGCAGCCGCAGCCCCCGCCCCCUGAUCCGGAGGCCCAGGGUGGGGACGAGGUGGGGGCUCUGGACUGUGGCUCGCCCGCUGCUCCCUCCACACCCUACUUCACUGGCCUGGAGCUCCCAGGGGAGCUAAAGCUGGAUGCGCCCUACAACUUCAAUCACCCUUUCUCCAUCAACAACCUGAUGUCGGAACAGUCGCCAGCACCCCCCAAGCUGGACGUGGGAUUUGGGGGCUACGGGGCAGAGGGUGGGGAGCCUGGGGUCUACUACCAGGGCCUCUAUUCCCGCUCUCUGCUUAACGCAUCCUAG